Messenger RNA from Closterium sp. Naga37s-1, 15348 nucleotides. The record is from the annotation of a GenBank genome assembly. NCBI's taxonomy places the organism in Eukaryota, Viridiplantae, Streptophyta, Zygnematophyceae, Desmidiales, Closteriaceae.
AUGGAAGAGACGUCGUCGCUAUUCUUCCAGCUUACUCCCCAGCAAUCUCUUCCGCCUCGGGUGAAUGACAUUCCCGCAGCCGCUGAUUGGCUGCGAAGCUUCGCCGGCCACAGCUGGCUGGCUUACGGCGCCGGUGGCUGCGUUGUAAUCACAACCGCUCCGUGGCUCGUGCACGGCAGCGGCGCGCGAGAGGACAGCCUGCCACGUGGCGCUCGUUUCUAUCACCAGGUUCUGGAACUCCCGCCGUCGCUCAAUCCAGAAGCUGCUGACGUGGAUCUCGCGUCCCGCUCACUCCCCGUCUUUCCCAACUUCUCGGCAAAUCAGACGAGGCCAGAAGGGGAAGCUGCAAGGAAAUUGCCGGCUGUGGAGGAUAGGGAUCAGGUAGCCGUUGUGACAUGGGCAGGACCGGUUAGCACUUUGGCGGGAUUUCUGGCUGCAGCCAAGGGAACCUGCGUUUACCUCUUCGCUCCGAGUUGCCAAGCCCAGCUGAUCCACUUCCCUUCCAAGGUCCUGAUCCAGUUCCCUUCCAAGGCCAUCUCCCUCGCAUGGAACAGGCUGAUCCAGUUCCCUUCCAAGGUCAUCUCCCUCGCUUGGACUGGUUCGGCGGACGGCCUUCUGAUCAGCGGCGAAUCAAAUGUCGCCAUGUGGCACCGUCCGAAGAAGAAGCAGCAGAGCGCGGCCCUGCUGCAGCCGCUGACGUGUCUAUGGCAGGUGCAGACAAGUGUCGCGCAGGGACUGGCUUCAACCUCGCUGCAUGCAGAUAAAUUUGCUGCUACUGCUGACGUGGUGGCGGGAGCAGGAGCAGGAGCUGGGAGGGGAGGGGGUGAUGGAGGAGGAGUGGGGUCGGCAUGGGGACGAUCAAAGGGCAUGGUGAGAGUCUGGUAUUACUGGGGAGACCAGUACUCCUUUGAAGCUGCUGGUGAUGGUGAUGGUGAUGGUGAUUGGGAGGGUUCAAGCAGACAUCGAUUAGCCAAUGGGGCGUGUGAGGGAGCUGUGGGUGUUUCAGGAAGAGAGGAUUCAGGGGAGGGCGUGCGGGAUAUGGAGGGUGUUGUAGAUGGGAAGGGCGCGGAGGAGGAUGGUGAGGAUGAUGAGGAGGAAGAGGACGAAGAGGAUGAUGCUGUGUCUGUAGUGGAUCUGCCUCACCCCGCACCUGUGCUGGCAGUCCAGUGGAGACCACAAGAUACAGCCUCCAGGCCUUUGUCUUCUUCUGGGGUAGGUGCAACUGGUGCUGGUGCAGCUGGAACAGGUGGAUCAGGUUCGGCACCGUACCACCGUCCGAUCCUGUUGACCUGUGCUGAAGAUGGCACGGUGCGGCUAUGGAUGGAGAUUGACAGUGGCAGCAGCCGAGCCAAGGCUGGAGGCUCGGCAGGAGCAGCAGGGUCGGGGAGCCGAGCCGGGAGCAGAUUGAGCUCGCCGAAGCACCCUGGGAGCAGCAGGUAUGGGAACCAGAACGAGAAUCCGAACCUGGAGGCUGGGUUCGGUCAGAAGGGAAGGAAGGGGGCUGAGAGGCAAUCAUCUGAAGAGGGGAGAUGGGCGCCCCCUCCUGCUUUCUUUCACGUGCAUCUGACAGGGCACAGAGGGGCGAUCACAGAGGUAGCCGUUCACCCAGCACCAGGUUUUCCUCUUGCCGCCACCUUAGACGCCCAUGGCAGUGUGCUCUUAUGGGGCCCUCGCGCCCCUCCCUGGCUUCCCCUCCUCAUGGAAGCCCCGGAAGGUGCUUCUAACGAAUGGGUUCUGCUGGGGUCGCUUCCGCCGGCUGUCACAGGCAGUGGUGGGGUUGGACAUGAGAGGGGUUUUGCACGGCUGGCAUGGGCGCCUGUGCUGCUGCCAGGUGGCGCCAGCGUACUGGCUGUUGCAGGCGUGGGGAGUGUGGAGCUGUAUUUAGCCUUGCAAGAGAUGUUGAGUCGAAGGGGGUGGCUGGAGGAGGCUGGCGGUUUGCUUGUUGGGGCAGGAGCUGGUUCUGCUGCUUCCGGGCAGUUUGGGUCUGGGCAGUUUGGGUCUGGGCAGUUUGGUUCCGGGCAGUUUGGUGCCCGUUUUGGGCUGCCCGACGGGAAGCACGAGGAGGAGAGGGAGGAGGGUUUGCCGUACGAGUUUGCAGUCGGGUGCAGCGAUGGGUGCAUGCGGUUCUGGAAAGAGACGGGCAUUGAGACUGCAGUCUCCCUAACCCCACUAACCGCUUCAACAGCCGGGGCUGCUUCUGCCGAACCUGGCGCUCUGGAAUCGUUUGGGGGCCCCGAAGCAGUGCUCAUGGCUUGGCACGAUCCUGGCAGCGGCCAUUCACUUCUUGCAGUAGCCGCUGCAGCUAGGGUUUGUGUCUUCACACGCGCCCGCACCCCUGCCCCUCUGCCCCUUGACCCCUAUUCCACUGCCCCCCUAAACUCCUCCCCUAGUGCCUCUGCUGAUGGUGUAGCCGGUACUGGGGGUGGCAGUGGCAGUGGCGCUGCUGGUUCUGGUUCGGGUCAGGACCGGGGAAGCGUGUAUCAGGAAUGGAAUCGGUCUGGAGGAAGGAUACAGGAAGCUUCUACUGGGAGGCGUGAUUUGGCGGAGGCGGUAGGGGCGGGCGGGUGGAAGGCCCCUGGGUGGGCGGGGUGGGUGGAGGUGGGGCGGGUGGAGCUGGGGGAGGUGGGAUCUGUGCGGUGCUUGUCGUGGGCCCCACAGGGGGUGCUGCUGGUGGGGACGGGGCAGCAGCUGCUGGUGAUCAGCCCUGUGAUGCGAGCAGAGGCAGCAGUAACAGCAGCUGGAGCAGUCGGAGCGGCACAGGAAGGCGCAGGGUCAGCAGGGGCUGGUCCAGCUGAUGUGACAGCAGCAGCAGCAGCAGGAGGAGGAGGAGGGGGAGGAGGAGCAGGAGGUGGAGGAGGUAUCAGGACAGGGUUCCCAGCAGGCAAGGGCGGGCUUGGACUUGCCUUUUCCCGCGAGCCGUCAGCAGCAGAUCUCUCCCUCUCCGUCUCCCCUUGGAUUUCCCCUGCCACUUCCCACCUCAGCCUCACCUCCAUGUCCCACAUCAGCCUCACAGACCUCGCAGUUGUGGCUUCCCGAAGCGGCAGGUCCGGGGCUGGCGCGCAGGCUCGGCCCGUGGCUCGGGUAUCCAGCCGUCUGUCUCUGCCGUUGUCGGCGUCCGACCCGGCUCUAGCAGCCGUUCAGAGUGUUCUGAGUGGGGCAGGAACAGGAGGGACAGGCGCAGGAGCAGGAAUAGGAUCAGGAGCAGGAAGGGCAGGAGGGGGAGGAGGGGGAGGAAGGGCAGGGGUGUUGGGAGGAGGUCGGGUGAUGCCAUACACUCCAUCUGCCCCCAACUUUGGCCUUCUGGGGAGCCCUGCAAGGCGUGACGCUAGCAGCAGCGGGGGACGGUUCGCCAGCAGAACAGGAGAGGCAGGAGGAGCAGCAGCAGCAGGAAGUGAGAUGAUCCCAGAAGGAGGGUUGGGUGCUGGUUCGGAGGAUGUGAAAGUAUCCGCACUAGUUCGGGCGCUGGACGGCAAGUGGGCGGCUGUUGCUGGCCUCUUGCCAUCUGCACGGGCAUGCAUGCGCCACCUCUCCCGCUCCCUCGCUGCAUCCCAAGCCAAGGCUCACAGUGCUCACAGUCAGCAGCAGGUCAAGGGUUCCCUCUCUCAGAGUCAGACCUGCCAUGUCUCCUUCUCCUCCUCCACUGGUUCUUGCAUCUCUCCAUGUGUUCCUUAUUCACAGCUGUGCCUCCCUGAAGCCUCCUCCUCUGCCUCUGGUGCACCCGCCGCGAAUGCUGCUGCUGCUGCCUCGUCCGGACGUCUGUCGGGGGGAUUUGGAGGGGAUUUCGGGGGUUUUGGAGGGUCUGGAGGGGGUUUUGCUGGGUUCAGCAGCAGUGGAGAAAGCAGCAUGGGAAGCAGGUCUGGUGGGGGUGGUGGGGGCGGUGGAGGGGGGACUAGUGCUAGGGCGAGUAGUGGUGGUGGUGGUGGGUCCAAGCAAGCGUAUAAUCCUUUUAGUCUCGUGAACGUGAGAAGUGCUUUGGAUGACAGUGACGGGGAGGAGGAGGAGGAGGAAGAGGUGGGAGUGGGUGGGAAGAAAAGAGGGGCAGCAGCGGCUGGAGGAGGAGAGAGCAGCAAGGGUGCUGAUAGUAAUGGAGGAGGAGGAGGGUUCGGAAUGAAGGGUGGUGGGGUUGUGUCACCUGCAGUGUUGCGGUGGCAGCAGCUGCAGCAGCGGGUGCUGGUGGGGGGGCAUGCUCCCUUGACAGAGGCUGAGGCAACAGCCAUCUUCCAGGUGUUAUCUGAGGCAGGCGGGAACUGCAGCACCAGUACCUCCUCUGGUGGUGGUGGUGGUACACGGGUGGCCGGUGUGCCUGGGUUGACAGCUGGGGAGGCGGACAUGGUACUUGUGCUGUUAGACGUGCUUGCAGCUAUGGAUGGGGUGAGCGUGAGGGAGAAGGAGGAGUUGCAGCAGCCUGAGGGCGGUCAGUCAUCAUCAGCAUCGUCAGCAGCAGGAGCAGCGUCAGUGGCACGAGCAGUCACGGCUCUGGAUGAACCAGGGAAAAGGUUCUGGCUCGCGCUCCACCUCUCCCGUGCGGCAAAGAAACACCAACAACGCUGCGCCGCUGCUGCCACUGCUGCUGCAGCCGCAGCCGCAGCAGCCGAAAAGGCCGCCUCUGCAGCCAGCAGCAGAGCAGGAGCAGCAGCCUCAUCCUUCGGCUCUUCCUCUGACCGUAGGCCCAGCAGCAGCACACUCACCAGCAGCAGCAGCAGGUCCGGGGGAGGUGUAUCUGGGGCAGGUGCAGAUGGGCUUGGGCAGCAGCAGCAACAGCAGGGGCAGCAGGGGCAGCAGGGACAGGGGCAGGGGCAGGAGGGGCAGCUGGAGGUGGAGUCGCGUGCAGUGGCAUGGGCAGUGCACACGGAGUCAGUGGGCGAUGUGGUGAAUUGCUGUCUGCAUGAUGCUGAUAAGCCUACCUGGGCGGGGCUCAGGGCGCUGGGAGUGGGAUACUGGCUCUGCAACACCACGCACCUCAGGCAGCUGAUGGAGCGGGUGGCGCGGGCGCAGUACCAGCAGAGGCGCGACCCCAAGGACUGUGCGCUGCUCUACAUGCUGCUGGACCGCCGCUCUGUGCUGCACGGGCUGCUCAAGCUCAGCCGCGACGACCGCGACAAGAAGCUGGUGGACUUCCUGGGGAGGGAUUUCACGGAGGAGCGGCACAGGGCAGCAGCAUUGAAGAAUGCGUAUGUGCUCCUCUCACAGCACCGCUUUGAUCUCGCAGCCACCUUCUUCCUCCUGGGCCACGACAUCCCCUCCGCCGCCUCCGUGUGUGCGCGCAACCUCAACGACCCGCAGCUGGCCCUCGUGCUGUGCCGGCUGAGGGAGGACAAGGCGGGGGCAGCGGCGUACUCAAGGGACGUGAUUCAGCGGCUUUUGUUGCCGGAGGCUGCUUCGAAGGGGGAUGCCUGGAUGGUUAGCACACUCAAGUGGCUUAUGGGGCAAAAACUCGAAGCCCUUCAAGACCUUGUCUUCUCAGCACUCGCCCCGUCCCACCCCGCCACGUCAGCAGCCGAGCCAGCUGGCGCUGAGGUGGCGACGUUCUGCGCCACAGUGGCAAAGAAGCCGGGGUUAGGGGAGGAGACAGAGGCGGUGCAGAGACUGGCAGCAGUGGCAGCAGUGGAGGCCGUAAGUGGGGGCGACCACAUGGGUCUCGUGCUGCAGUCUGUGCUAGAAAUCACCAAGCAGAGGGGUUUGGGUCCGGUUCAGAGCGGUGCUGGUCAGGCGCAGAGUGGUGCUGGUGGGUUCAGUGGUGGGGCGCUGGAUUUCCAAGGCAUGAGAGUAGGGUCGGACAGCAAUGGCGCUGUAGGUUCGGGUGAAGCUGGUUUUGGUGUUCCCAUGGGGGCAAUGGUGGGGGGAAAGACAGUAGGGUCUGUGCCGGCAGUGGUAGGGGAGGGAUGGGUGGUGCCUGCAGUGGUGGCAGCAGUGCAAUCAGCCAAGCUGCGGCAGCUGCUGAAGCAGAGAGCUGCUGCCUGCCUUGCUGCUGCUAGUGUGGCAGACGGAGUGGUUAAGAGCGGUGGGGGAGGAGAGGGAGGAGGGGGAGGAGGACGAGGAAGAGGUGGAGGAGAGAGGAGAGUGGGGAGAGGGAGAAGUGGGAGCAGGGGUGUGUGUGAGGUGGUUGAGGAGGUGGAGGCAUGGUCUAAGCACUGUGCGAUCGAUCAUACUGCGGCCCUCGCUGCUGUGAGUCCCCUUCCUUCCCCUUUGGUCUCCUCCCAGGCCGUAACCACCUCUCAGCCAUUCACCUUGUGCCACGUCACCGCCCACCUGGCACAGUGGCACAUCCCCAGGCCGCUCCCACGCCCAGAUGCAAUCUCUACCGUCCAUCCGCCCCACCCCGUUGAAGAUCUACAGGCGCAGCUGUGCAUGGCAAUCCUUAGGCGAGUAGCUGUGAGUCUCCCCCCUGCGCUGUCACGGGUGGUCAUGGGGAGAGGGGCCGUGGGUGGGGGGAGGUGGAGGGUAAAGCGAGUGGGCUGUGGGCCUGGUGAAACGAGCUUCCCACCACAACACCAGAAGGGGGAGCAGAACCGGCAGCAUUACCAACAGCAGCAGCAGCAGCAGGAGAGGAAGAACCGACUGCUGAAUCAUUACCUGGAUGAGGGUCUGGGCGUGGAUGCGUUGCGAUUGGUCCACGUGGCAGGGGAGAUUCUCCAAAUGUGGCGGGAAGGUGCAGCGGCAAUGCGAGCUGCCUCCGCUACCUCUGCCUCUGCUACUGCUGCUGCCACAAAUUUUGCUGCUGCCUCUGCCUCUGCAGCAGCAGCUGCUGCUGCUGCUGCUGCCAGUGCAAGGAACCACCCAUCAAGCCCAUCAUUCACUCCCCCCACAUCCCCCAUCCCGCCUCACAUGGCUCUAGACGAUUCAGAAUCCCUGCUAGAGCAGAGGAUAGACGCAGAGGGGCGGGUAGUGGCUGCUCUAGCUCUCAUCUGCUUCGUAACCGCUGCCUGGAUCUCCCACCGGCCUCUCACCCUUGCUCGACUGCUCGACCCGGUGGUGAGGGAGCGAGGCGGUGGGGAGCAAGGAGGGGAGAGAGGAUGGAGAGGGGUUGGGGAGGGCGGGUUCGGGGAGAGAAUGGGGGGAAAUGGGGAAGGGGAGAGAUUGGGGCGGAGUGUGGGGGGGAGAGUGGGGGCUGGAAUUGGGUGUGGUGCGGCUGUGUUGCCUGGAGAAGGGGAGAAUUGCCUGGAGUGGUUUCUGGGGCUGGAGAGAAGGGUGGAUGGGGGAGGUGGGGGGGCUGGAGAAGGAGGGGAGGGAGAACAGGGAGGUGGACUGGUGCAUAGAGGAGGGGGCGUUAGCGAUGCAGGGGAGGACACAAAGGGGGAUAAGGAGAAGGAGGUGGGGCAGGGCGCAGCGGAACAUGGGGGGAAGGAUGAGGAGGGUAGAUUCGUUGGACCUGGACGGGCGGUUGUUGAGGGGCAGGUGGUGGUCCUAUCAGAGGACGACAUGUGGCGCGUCGUGGGCGCGUCGGUGUGGUCGGUAGUGGAGCGGUAUGUGAGGAAGCAGGCGGUGCCGCCGUCGCUUAUCAGCCGGGCGUUCAGGUCGUUUGGAUGGAUGUCACCUGUCCAGUCUUACCUGCAAAACCACCAGCAGAACCAGCAGCAGGAGCAGAAUCCACAGAACCAGCAGCACCACCAGCAGCCGCAGCAGCAGGGUCGUGUGUCUGGCCAGCCCAGCCAUUCUCAGCAGGGGAUGCAUCAGGGGGGGCAGCAGGGGCAGGGAGCACGCAGUCCCAUGCAAGCCCCCCCCGCUCACCCUCACCAUCUCUCCCACCUCCUUCCCCAGCACCACAACAACCAGCAGCAGCACUGGCAGCCGCCGCACCAUUUCGUUCCCUACAGCCCACCCCAAAGCGGCACCACCACCCCCACCCUCUCCACGCCUCCUCUCUCCCCCCACCUCCACGCGCAUUCCCUUCUUUCCCCUGACCAACACCAGCACCAGCUGUUGCAGCAGCAGCAAUACCAGCACCAUCAGCAGCAACCGCUACCUCCUGCCACCUCCUCUUUCUUCUCUGCCUUUGCCCGUCCAUGGGCCUCCCCCGCUUCCCCUGCCCCUUCCUCCUCCUCCUCCUCCCUCCUCUCCCCCGCACCCUCCCCCGCGCCCUCCCCUGCUCCCUCCCCUGCGCCCUCUCACCUAAAGCCGCCAGGGGCAGCAGGAGGGGGGCUGGCGGGAGCAGGAGGUGGGAUGGCGGGAGCAGCAUCAGCAGCUGCUGCAGAGGCAGUGGCAGCAGCAGCCAAAGCAGCAGAUAGGGCAGGGGGAGGGGGAGAACGAAGCGCAGGGGCAGGGGCAGGGGGAGCGGGAGGAAAAGCAGGAGGGAGAGAGGGAGCGAGAGGGGCAACAGCAGGCCCAGCAGCAGGAGAUCCAGCACAUUUGUUUCCACAGGCGCUGCUUCCAGACGCGUGUGCUGCUGCAGCAGCCUCUGACGCGCUGGUCCUCGCGUCUGCACGCGUGGCGUCUGCUCUGAGGCGCCAGCUGGCAGCACACGUCAGCACCCGCAUGCACGUGCGUGGGGGAGCAGGAUCAGGAGCACAGGGCGUGGGCACCAAGGGGGGUACUAGGACUGCCAGGAGCGCACAGGUUGCUGCAGGUGGUAGUGGUGGUGGUGGUGGCGGUGCCACUGAUGUUGGUCUGAGGGAGGAGGCUGUUUCUGCGUAUGCGCACUUGGCGUCGCUAGCAGCAGCGGAUGGGCUGCUGCAGUGGCUGGCUGAUGAACACUCGUUGCACCACACCCACCAGCACAGCCAGCUGCACGGGCAGCAGCAGCACCAGCACACUCACCAGCAGCACAUUCAGCAGCAGAUACACAGCAGUGGUGGCCUGGGGCACAUGUCACGGCACCAUGGCAAUAUACCCACACACCCAGACGCGCAUGCGCAUGCUGCUGCUGCUUUACAUCCCACUCACAGUGCUGCCACCACCCAUGCCAUGUCCGCACACUCGCACCUGCCAUCCGCCCAUCCAGGCACAAAUACCGCUGCAGUAGCAACAGGGAUUGCAUCAGGCACCACAGCAGGAGGAGUUUCAGGAGGUAUGGCAGGAGGGACGGCAGGAGGAAUGGCAACAGGAAUGCCUUUCAGCAGCAUAGCUUCUACACACCUUGAGACGUGCCCUUUGCUCCCCGACGUACCCCAUACAGUGCUCGAGUCCCCUGAAUGCGGCCCUGUUCUAGUCCUCGCUGCUGCAGCAGAUGUGGCUUAUAUUGAAGCUGCUAGUAACGGGGCAGAAGGGCCUGGAGGUGCUGCUGGUGCAGGUGCUGCCGCUGGUAAGGCUAGUGGGAGGGUGGAGGGAGGUAGACCUGGGGUAGGUGGUACUACCAGGGGACCUUCCGUUUUGGGGAAAAGUGCUUUGGGAUCAACAGGGGUGGGGGGGGCGAGGGCAGGAGGAGGGGGGAAGGAUGAAGGGAAGGAGGGUAGGGGAGGGGUGGGAGGAAAAAGGGGGAAGGGAGUGGGGGAGGGAGAGGCAUGUGAUUUGGGUGAGUGGGGGCGGGCGUGUGGCAAGCUUUGGCAGCUUGUGGUCGCUAAGGACAAGCUGCGGAGCGUUCUGGGCGUUGAGGGAUUCGAUUUUGCUGAGCUGGCAGCGUGGAGGGAGAGGAGGGAAGCUGAUGUGGCAACAGCGGAAAAGGCAGCGCGAAAAGCUGCAGCCGCAGUCGCAGCAGCAGCAGAAGCAGCAGCAGCAGCAGCAGCAGCAGCGGGAGGAGGAGGAGGGAAAGGAGGAGAAGGAUGGGGAGGGGGAGGUGGGGGAGGAGGAGCAGGAGGAGGCUGGGGUGGAAGAGGUGGGCAGGGGAAGGUGACAGCUGGGGGAGGCGCAGGGGGGGGAUGGGGGGAAGCAGGGGAGAAAGGGAAGGGGGGGAGGGGGGGCGCUGGGGGGGGAAUGGAGCGAGUACAGACAGAGGGGCAAUUAGGUCUUGGGGUAGGGGGGUUGGGGUCUAGGGCAGUGUCAACACCGAGCCUGAUUGGGCUGAUUGGGAGAGAGAAGGAGUUGGAGGGAGGAGGGGGGAAGUGGGGAAGCGCAGGGGGGAGCAUGGGAGAUGUGAGGGAGCAGGCAAGGAAGGGGGGAGUGAGUGAGGGCGAGCAGGCGGGGAGGGUGAAAGGAGGGGCAGGAGAAGAACCAGGCGACAACAAGUCGGGUGAGGGGGGAGAGGGGGGAGAGGAGGAAGAAGAGGCAGGUGUGAGAUGGGCGAAAUCAGCGCUCGGGGAGCCUCUAGAGGUGCUUAAAACGGGGGGGGAGUUGCUGGAAGGGGUCUGUGUGAAUGCCCUGAAUCCGAGGCAAGCAGUAGUGGCCACCAACCGUAAGGGACUGCUCUUCUUUGACAUCCACUCCUCCUCCUCUGGGAUCCAUGGUGCCUCUGGUUAUGCCGGUUCCACUGGUUAUGCCGGUUCCACUGGUUACGCCGGUUCAUCUGGUUACCCUGGUGCUUCUGGUUACGGCAGUCAUGGUGCUGCAGCCGGCUCUGCAGUGUUUGACAGUCUCUGGGCGUCGGCCUGCUGGCCUGCAGACAGCUACGCUGGCCGUGUUGCCACGCCCCCUCCCGCCCACUUCGCGCUUCUCACCCACCCCCCUAGCGGCCGCAUGAACCUCCCCGGUUCUGCUGCUGGUGCUGCUGGGGGUGGGGGUGGUUGGGGGGGGGGAGCAGGGCCGACUGGGGAGAGCAUGGGAACCAGUGGGGCUGGGAGCAUGGGAGGUGGGGGGGGAGUGGGUCGGCUAGGCGGGUUCGGGAGCAGCAGUUUCAGCAGCGCCAGCAUCGGCAACACCCCUGCCAACACCUCCUCGCCCUUCUCCCCGAUAGGCUCGGCGGUGGGCCGGGGCGCGGCGGCUCGGGAUUCGUCUUAUGCGGGCGGCGUGGGGAUGGGGAUUCCGGGGUAUGGGGGCAUAGGCGCGUGGGGGUUGGGGUGGGAGGAUUUGGAGGAUGCGGAGGAGGGGUAUGUGGAUCCGCCUGCUACAGCAGAGUCAGUAGCAGGGAGAGCAUUGGCUGCUCAUCCCCUCCGGCCCUUCUUCCUUGUUGGCUCCACCAACACGCAUGUGUACCUCUGGCAGUUCGGUGCGCCAGCAGCAACAGCUACUUAUGGAGUGCUGCCAGCGGCCAACACGCCCGUACCGCUAGUCAUCCCAUCUGUCACCUCACUCGGCAUCCACCGCUACGGGGAGCGCUUCGCCACUGCUGCUGCAGACGGGACGGUGUCGAUGUGGCAGCUGGAGGUGGGGGGGAGGAGCAACGUGAAGCCGACCGAGACCAAGCACUGCUUCGGCAGGAGUGCCAGACGGGACGGUGUCGAUGUGGCAGCUGGAGGUGGGCGGGAGGAGCAACGCGCGCGCGCGGACCAAGGCGCGCGCGCAGACCAAGGCGCGCGCUCGGACCAAGGCGCGCGCUCAUACCAAGGCGAGCGCGCGGACCAAGGCGCGCGCGCGGACCAAGGCGCGCGCGCGGACCAAGGCGCGCGCGCGGACCAAGGCGCGCGCGCGGACCAAGGCGCGCGCGCGGACCAAGGCGCGCGCGCGGACCAAGGCGCGCGCGCGGACCAAGGCGCGCGCGCGGACCAAGGCGCCGCUCGGACCAAGGCGCGCGCGCGGACCAAGGCGCGCGCGCGGUCCAAGGCGCGCGCGCGGACCAAGGCGCGCGCUCGGACCAAGGCGCGCGCGCGGACCAACGCGCGCGCGCGGACCAAGGCGCGCGCGGGGACCAAGGCGCGCGCGCGGACCAAGGCGCGCGCGCGGACCAAGGCGCGCGCUCGGACCAAGGCGCGCGCUCGGACCAAGGCGCGCGCUCGGACCAAGGCGCACGCUCGGACCAAGGCGCGCGCUCGGACCAAGGCGCGCGCGCGGACCAAGGCGCGCGCGGGGACCAAGGCGCGCGCGCGGACCAAGGCGCGCGCGCGGACCAAGGCGCGCGCGCGGACCAAUGCGCGCGCUCGAACCAAGGCGCGCGCGCGGACCAAGGCGCGCGCGCGGACCAAGGCGCGCGCUCGGACCAAGGUGCGUGCUCGGACCAAGGCGCGCGCGCGGACCAAGGUGCGCGCGCGGACCAAGGCGCACGCUCGGACCAUGGCGCGCGCUCGGACCAAGGCGCGCGCUCGGACCAAGGCGCGCGCUCGGACCAAGGCGCGCGCGCGGACCAAGGCGCGCGCGCGGACCAAGGCGCGCGCUCGGACCAAGGCGCGCGCGCGGACCAAGGCGCGCGCGCGGACCAAGGCGCGCGCUCGGACCAAGGCGCGCGCUCGGACCAAGGCGCGCGCUCGGACCAAGGCGCGCGCGCGGACCAAGGCGCGCGCGCGGACCAAGGCGCGCGCUCGGACCAAGGCGAGCGCUCGGACCAAGGCGCGCGCUCGGACCAAGGCGCACGCUCGGACCAAGGCGCGCGCUCGGACCAAGGCGCGCGCGCGGACCAAGGCGCGCGCGGGGACCAAGGCGCUCGCGCGGACCAAGGCGCGCGCGCGGACCAAGGCGCGCGCGCGGACCAAUGCGCGCGCUCGAACCAAGGCGCGCGCGUGGACCAAGGCGCGCGCGCGGACCAAGGCGCGCGCUCGGACCAAGGUGCGUGCUCGGACCAAGGCGCGCGCGCGGACCAAGGGGCGCGCGCGGACCAAGGCGCGCGCUCGGACCAUGGCGCGCGCUCGGACCAAGGCGCGCGCUCGGACCAAGGCGCGCGCUCGGACCAAGGCGCGCGCGCGGACCAAGGCGCGCGCUCGGACCAAGGCGCGCGCGCGCGGACCAAGGCGCGCGCGCGGACCAAGGCGCGCGCUCGGACCAAGGCGCGCGCUCAGACCAAGGCGCGCGCGCGGACCAAGGCGCGCGCGCGGACCGAGGCGCGCGCGCGGACCGAGGCGCGCGCGCGGACCGAGGCGCGCGCGCGGACCGAGGCGCGCGCGCGGACCGAGGCGCGCGCUCGGACCGAGGCGCGCGCGCAGACCGAGGCGCGCGCGGACCAAGGCGCGCGCGCGGACCAAGGCGCGCGCAGGGACCAAGGCGCGUGCGCGGACCAAGGCGCGCGCUCGGACCAAGGCGCGCGCUCGGACCAAGGCGCGCGCGCGGACCAAGGCGCGCGCUCGGACCAAGGCGCGCGCGCGGACCAAGGCGCGCGCGCGGACCAAGGCGCGCGCGCGGACCAAGGCGCGCGCUCGGACCAAGGCGCGCGCGCGGACCAAGGCGCGCGCUCGGACCAAGGCGCGCGCGCGGACCAAGGCGCGCGCGCGGACCAACGCGCGCGCUCGGUCCAAGGCGCGCGCUCGGUCCAAGGUGCGCGCGCAAACCAAGGCGCGCGCGCAGACCAAGGCGCGCGCGGACCCAGGCGCGCGCGCGGACCCAGGCGCGCGCAGGGACCAAGGCGCGUGCGCGGACCAAGGCGCGCGCUCGGACCAAGGCGCGCGCUCGGACCAAGGCGCGCGCGCGGACCAAGGCGCGCGCUCGGACCAAGGCGCGCGCUCGGACCAAGGCGCGCGCGCGGACCAAGGCGCUCGCGCAGACCAAGGCGCGCGCGCGGACCAAGGCGCGCGCUCGGACCAAGGCGCGCGCGCGGACCAAGGCGCGCGCUCGGACCAAGGCGCGCGCGCGGACCAAGGCGCGCGCUCGGACCAAGGCGCGCGCGCGGACCAACGCGCGCGCUCGGUCCAAGGCGCGCGAGGGGACCAAGGUGCGCGCGCAAACCAAGGCGCGCGCGCAGACCAAGGCGCGCGCUCGGACCAAGGCGCGCGCGCCAACCAAGGCGCGCGCGCGCGGACCAAGGCGCGCGCUCGGACCAAGGCGCGCGCGCGGACCAAGGCGCGCGCACGGACCAAGGCGCGCGCACGGACCAACGCGCACGCUCGGACCAAGGCGCGCGCUCGGACCAAGGCGCGCGCGCUGACAAAGGCGCGCGCGCGGACCAAGGCGCGCGCUCGGACCAAGGCGCGCGCUCGGACCAAGGCGCGCGCUCGGACCAAGGCGCGCGCGGGGACCAAGGCGCGCGCGGGGACCAAGGCGCGCGCGCGGACCAAGGCGCGCGCUCGGACCAAGGCGCGCGCUCGGACCAAGGCGCGCGCGCGGACCAACGCGCGCGCGCGUGCAGACCAAGGCGUGCGGACCAAGGCGCGCGCUCGGACCAAGGCGCGCGCGCGGACCAAGGCGCGCGCUCGGACCGAGGCGCGCGCAGAGACCAAGGCGCGCGCGGGGACCAAGGGGCGCGCGCGGACCAAGGCGCGCGCUCGGACCAAGGCGCGCGUGCGGACCAAGGCGCGCGCGCGGACCAACGCUCGCGCUCGGACCAAGGCGCGCGCGCGGACCAACGCGGGUGCGCGGACCAAGGCGCGCGCUCGGACCAAGGCGCGCGCUCGGACCAAGGCGCGCGCGCGGACCAACGCGCGCGCGCGGACCAAGGCGCGCGCGGGGACCAAGGCGCGCGCGCGGACCAAGGCGCGCGCUCGGACCAAGGCGCGCGCGCGGACCAAGGCGCGCGCGCGGACCAAUUCGCGCGCUCGGACCAAGGCGCGCGCGCCGACCAAGGCGCGCGCGCGGACCAAGGCGCGCCCUCGGACCAAGGCGCGCGCGCGGACCAAGGCGCGCGCUCGGACCAAGGCGCGCGCUCGGACCAAGGCGCGCGCGCGGACCAAGGCGCGCGCGCGGACCAAGGCGCGCGCUCGGACCAAGGCGCGCGCAGAGACCAAGGCGCGCGCGGGGACCAAGGGGCGCGCGCGGACCAAGGCGCGCGCGCGGACCAAGGCGCGCGCUCGGACCAAGGCGCGCGUGCGGACCAAGGCGCGCGCGCGGACCAACGCGCGCGCUCGGACCAAGGCGCACGCGCGGACCAACACGGGCGCGCGCGCGGACCAAGGCGCGCGCGUGGACCAAGGCGCGCGUGCAGACCAAGGCGUGCGGACCAAGGCGCGCGCGCGGACCAAGGCGCGCGCUCGGACCAAGGCGCGCGCAGAGACCAAGGCGCGCGCGGGGACCAAGGGGCGCGCGCGGACCAAGGCGCGCGCUCGGACCAAGGCGCGCGUGCGGACCAAGGCGCGCGCGCGGACCAACGCUCGCGCUCGGACCAAGGCGCGCGCGCGGACCAACGCGGGUGCGCGGACCAAGGCGCGCGCUCGGACCAAGGCGCGCGCUCGGACCAAGGCGCGCGCGCGGACCAACGCGCGCGCGCGGACCAAGGCGCGCGCGGGGACCAAGGCGCGCGCGCGGACCAAGGCGCGCGCUCGGACCAAGGCGCGCGCGCGGACCAAGGCGCGCGCGCGGACCAAGUCGCGCGCGCGGACCAAGGCGCGCGCGCGGACCAAGGCGCGCGCUCGGACCACGGCGCGUGCACGGACCAACGCGCGCGCUCAGACCAAGGCGCGCGAGGGGACCAAGGUGCGCGCGCAAACCAAGGCGCGCGCGCAGACCAAGGCGCGCGCUCGGACCUAG